AUGCAAAACAGCCCUUCUCGCCUUCCUCCUGGAUACAAAUUCCUCCCCACUGAUGAAGAAUUGAUCGGCUUUUAUCUAGACAGGAAAGUCAAUGGAGGUUUGCCUGCCGAAUUUGCUAGCUUGUUCAAGGACUACAAUAUUUAUGGCGAAGAAGAACCCUGGGAGAUCUUCAACAGGUUUGAAGGUCACAAGUCAGGUGAUAAUGGUCUCUACUUUUUUACAACACUAAGUAAGAAAACGGUCAAUUGUACUAAAAACAAGAACAGAAAGGUUGGUAAGAAUGGCGGCACAUGGCAUGGUGACGGCGGAGAAGAAGUGAGUACUAGGGAAGGAGCUGUUAUAGGAAAGAAAAACAGAUUCCGUUACAAGAACAAGCGACAACCGAACCAUGAUGGUUGGAUAAUGCUGCAGUAUAGUUCAGAAUUGAUUUCUGAAAAUAUUGUGAUCUCUCAACUCAAGACAAAGGAAUCGAAGAAAAGGAAGUCGAUGGACCUUUCAGAAAUUGUUGGAGUUGCUGAAGAUGAGGAUAUAAUCCAGAUUAGCCAAAGAUUUAAAAAUCUUCCAGUAAUCAACUCAGAACCUACAAGGUCACAAGAUCAACAACCCCACCAGAUUAUCCAGAAUCAGGAGACGUGGCUUGAGGCAGCAACGGCUGAUCCAGUUCAGAACAUGGAGCCUGAGUUAUCGGCAAUCGUCAACCGGGGAGCUAAACUGUCACGAGAUCAAGAACUGCAGCAGAUUGCUGAAAAUGUGGAUACGUGGCUUCAGGCGGGUGUUGAUUCAUGGGAGGAUGAUGCGGGUUGCGCCACUGAAGAUUCUUUCACCAACAUUGAUCCUGCAGCACAAGUGGAGCCUGGCCAAGUAAACUUCACUGAAGAACCAACUGUUACUGAAAAUCUGGAGACAGAGAUUGAGGCAGGAAUUGUUCGAAAAGAGGAUGGUGUUGUUGAAGAUGAAGAUAUUUUUCAUGAUUUGACGGAUAUUGUCAGCAAUGAACUUGCCUUUCAAGUGGGGCCUGAUCAGCAAUUAGACUUCAUUCAAGAAUCAACUAUUAGCGAAAAUCAACAGAUGGCGCUUGCAAGUUUCAAUAAUGAUCACGCGAAGGAAACUAUUUCAGAUAAGCUGGACGAUAUUGAGAUGGCGGAUUACUUAGAAGCUAUCUUCAAUGGUUAUCAUAUAUAUCAGCCAGAUCAUUCAGGAUCUCGACCAGUUUAUGCCGAGUCUCGACGACAAUCCAGCUGA
Populus nigra (black poplar) is the source of this 1242-nucleotide messenger RNA. Its product is annotated as NAC domain-containing protein 86-like. Gene Ontology annotation, molecular function: DNA binding. The record is from RefSeq and is a predicted model, not a curated record. Lineage: Eukaryota; Viridiplantae; Streptophyta; Magnoliopsida; Malpighiales; Salicaceae. Gene Ontology annotation, biological process: regulation of DNA-templated transcription. The coding region runs from base 1 to 1242 and encodes 413 amino acids. The transcript has a single exon.